AUGGACGAGGGAAGUCUAAAACGUGGUCAUGUACCUACGUUAGACUCUCCGGGUAAACCCGAGAGCAAGUGCCGAUCUCAAGAAUCAUCAUGCAACACAGAUACACCUAGAGCAAGGCGCUCCAUUGCUCAUGCAUUUGCGUCCAGCCCAAAGUUGGCCAGCUCUAUCCCGAAAUCAAGAAGCCCCUCUCAAAGGGUAAUGCAAAUUUUAUAUCUUGUAUUUCUAUCCAUUUUUGAUCUAUUGAAAUAGUUUUGGUAAGCCCCUUUUUUUAGAACAUUAUUCAUGAUCAUGUUAUUUUUGUAUUAUUAGCUGGGCUUUAUAAAUCACAACAGGAAACAAGAAAUUUUACUAAUCUCUUAAUGUGAUUUUUUUUAAUAGGCUGCUCAAUCUUUGUUAAAGAGAGCCCGAAGGGUUUCUCCAAUAAAGGUAACCAGUACGCCAAUACGACGAAGGAGGCCAAUCCCUUGGACACUGGCUGAGGAUACUGCACUUGUGCAGUUCGUUGCCCUUCAUGAGGACCUACUCACAGAAGCCAUGAUCUGGCCCUCUUUCGGAGCCAGACACACAUAUUGGAGUGAAGCAGCCAAGUACCUCAAUGAGACAGUUCGAUCUGUCUCUCACUCCAGAUCAGGUGUGUUUGAAGUAAAGAAGCAGUGAAAGAUGGUGGUUUGGUUUGGACAAAAAUUAUCUGUCCAUCCCUUAUUAAUAUCUCGAAAAAAAAUUAAAACUUUGUAAAUGAGAUGUGUAUACAUUCAUGGAAUUUAUAAACCCUUUAAAACCUCGACCUAGUUUUGGCUGGUUUAUUUGUCACUUUGACUUAAUAAUCUGUCAAUGAUGGAAAUUAGGCAUCUCGGUAAAACCUUUUUAUUCACUUAAAUACAUUUUUCUUCACUGUUAGGUGUGAAAAUAAUAAUAGGAAACUUCUUGUAAAUGAAGGUCUCAAGGCAGGGAGAUUUUCAAGACUCGGCUAGUAAUUUUUUUUGUUUUUCCUAUAGCUGCUGCUGUGCGUCAACAUAUCCUCUGUGAUAUAAAAAAGAGAUUUAAAACACUUGAGGAAACAGAGGACUCCCUUAAUGGCCUUACGUUAGAGUCCUACUUGGAUGAAAGCAAUACCAGUGCGGGAGCAAAACCUCCGGCCACACUAGAUAUCAGCCAGUCCCUGAUUGAGAAAAUGGGACAUAUGACUCCAUCUCAGCUAAAAGAGUUAAUAGAAGAGGCCUGGCAGCUUCUCUCAAAACUACCUACAUUGGAAACAGACAUCAAAGAAGCAUUGGCCAACAGUUUUCGUCGGUUGGAGUGGGUUACAACGCAUGUAACCAAGUUGAUUUGA
Messenger RNA from Porites lobata, 1330 nucleotides. Lineage: Eukaryota; Metazoa; Cnidaria; Anthozoa; Scleractinia; Poritidae. The record is from the annotation of a GenBank genome assembly.